CUCGAGGGUGGACGGGAUUCGACAGUGCUCUUCCUAAUUACUUUCUGUACAGUGUUUUAUAAGUUGGACUGUUAUGUGUCAUCAAGAAACCUCAUCGGUUAUACAGCACUCUCAGGGACUCAAGUUUACAUAGUCUGUGGACUGGCCAAAUAAACGGCACUUACAGAUGUACACACUCACCGCCUGGGGACGCUUCGGAGUGAUGGUGGCGGGAGCGGCGGUGGUGGCGGUAGCGGUGGUGGUGGUGGUGUGUGUGGUAGGGCACGGCUGUUGGCUCAAUUGCCCUCCUACUUAAUGAUGAGGAGCGUAGACGUCGAGAGAAGGAGCGUCAGAGCAUAUACGCCGGUGAGGCCCCUACGCUACGCCUCACCACCUACACGAAGAGCCCCACUAAUGACCCUACACCUGACCUGGCCCUCACGCCAGGCCAGACUCCCACGCACACCAAGUACACGUACAUGAGUCCAAUUCACGGAGCAUCCACGGAGACUAACUCACUCCUAGGGGCGCUGUCCUCCAAGAGGGACUCAACGUACUCAUCCAUGUCUGAGUACUCGGGCAGGACGUCGCCUACUAACUCCUGUAGGAGCAGCGUGGGGGACAGCGUGGGUAGCGGAGUGGGAAGUCCUGUGGGAGGCGAGGCACAAGGCCACCUCUCCUUCGGUGUACAGUACGUCGUGACCAGCCCAGAGUCCAACACUGGCAAGCUGGUCAUCACUGUCCUCGAGGCGCGGGGCCUAACAGGACGGGAGUAUCUGGGUAACGCGUGUGACCCCUACGUGAAGGUGGUGGUGUGGAAGGAGCGACGGUCUCUCAGGAAGCAGAAGUCUCCUCCCCUACACGUCUUCAGGACCCGCACCGUCAGGCACACCCAGGAUCCCACCUUCAACCAGUCUUUCGUCAUUGAGGCGGCCAAGAGCGACCUCAAGGAGCUGGUAGUGAAGCUGGUGGCCAUGGAUUCGGACAAAUGGGCGAGUCCAUCGACGGUGGGGGAGGUCACUCAGCCACUCCGGGACAUCAAAAACUUCGCUGGACUGGAGGAGAGGACCACGCUAAACUAUUUCUUAGCUCCUGCCAAAUUGGACCUAGGUGAGGUGCUUUUCGGGUUGAGUUACCUGCCCACGGCCCAGCGGCUCUCAGUGUCGGUGAUCAAGGCCCAGAACCUCAAGCAUACCAACGUGGUGGACGACCUUAAGGACUUCUGUCCGUACAUCCGGGUACUGCUGAUCAGUGGGUCAGGUCGGGUCAUUAAGAAGAAGAAGACCACCUGGAGAUCUAACACAGCUUCGCCUAUAUGGAACGAGACGCUGAUAUUUGACUUGGCUCAGUCACAGGUGGAGCACGUCACCUUCCUGCUGGUGGUGUGCACGCGCCCUCAGCUCCCCGUCACGCCCACCAACUCAGACGCGUCACUCCAGUCCACCGAAACCUUCCACGACAACUCGCUCAGCUUGGCGCCCCCGGACCUCAACUCAUCCUCCCUUCAUGACCAGAACCAGAACAAGAAGCAGGAUAGAUAUGUGGGUAAGCUGGCGUUGGGGUGUAACGUGCGCAGCAAUGACCAAAGGCAACACUGGAUGGCCAUCAUGGCAUCCCCCAGGAAGGUCGUGUCGCAGUGGCACGGCCUCAAGUAAACACGACAGUGAAAACGUUCUUAGCAAAUGUGAAAAUUACUAAACGUCCAUAACACUACAAUCAACAAAUGAAGAAACGUUUCGACAGGUGUGAAAUUGAUAUUUUUUCAAAAAUAUUGAUUCUGUAACGAAGGAAAAUGAAAGUAGCAAAAUAUGUGAGUGUUGAGAAAACAUAUAUAAUAAACAUUUGUGAAAUUAAUGGGUAAAAGAAAGGAAUAAAAGGUGAAAAUUAUAUUGAAAACGCGAAUCAAAUAUAAUGUAAAAUAAAAGAACACUAAUAAAUCGAAAAAUUCGAAAUUUAUGGUAAACUUGAAUAAUUUGGACAGACAUCGAAAGAACAUCGGAAACAUGUGAAGGACGUUUGGAACAGAUGAAAACGAAUCAACUUGACCUAAAAAUAAAUAAUACAGGGUGAGUCAAAAGUCUCCAUACAUAGGCAAAAUGAUCACUUUAUUAUACAAUCACUUGUAAGUCACAAAAUAUGCUUUAUGUGGCCAUCAUUAAAUUUCAGCAAGAUAGGACGCCACCCCAUUACAGUAUCCGCGUGCGCCAGUGGCUGGAUCAGCAGUUUCCGGCUCAUUGGAUUGGCCGCCGUGGUCCCGUGGAGUGGCCUCCGAGGUCUUCAGACCUCACCCCCCUUGUGGGGGCACUUGAAGGCCACGGUGUACCAGGUGAAGAUACCAAACACGGACCACCUAAAGGAACGCAUUCGUGAUGCGUGUGCGCGCAUAACAACGGGCGUUCACCAUGAGUGGGAGGAACGCUUCCGUAAGUGCAUUCAGAGUAAUGGUGCUCACCUAGAGCAUAUUUUGUGACUUACAAGUGAUUGUAUAAUAAAGUGAUCAUUUUGCCUAUGUAUGGAGACUUUUGACUCGCCCUGUAGAGUAAAGAGAAGGGAAGAUGAAGGGCGUUGUGUUGUGUUGAGGGUUCAGCAGCUUGUAUAAAUAAGUGUAAAUAUAUAUAGACGAUGACACUAUGAGGUGUAAGUUACAUCAUUUAACUACACCUUUACACUUGGGUCCUGAAUUCUCAAAGGUUAUGCCGGUUUAAUUUUUCUUAUAUAUUUCACCUUAACUGGAGCUAUGAGAACGCGUCAUAUUACGUCCACCUUUGCGAUUUAAGUGAAGUAAGUUGCGUAGACGCGUUCAGACAUCUUUUGCGGAAGGAAAGUCUUGGUGUUCAUGAACCUUUGAGGGUUCAGAUCCAGGUGUAUAGUUGUUCCCCUAGUACAGUGACCUAUCUACAGGUUAGUGCCAGGGGGUCAUCUGAGGCUCGUCCCAAUAACCUAAUACUAUGUGUACAGCAUAAUGUUCUUUUUUUGGGAGGGCAUAAAUAUGACCCCGAUCUAAUAACAUGACUAGUUUCAGUUUUGUAUAUAAUUUAAUGCCUGUCAUCGUUGAGGUGUAAAAAUUAGCACUAGGCCUAUAUUGAUUAAAACUAAGUGUAUCCAGAUGUAUUAGAGUGUUGCCUGAGCUAUUGCCAGAGUUUACCGUACUGUAAUGUUCUCCAGAUGCUGAUAAUAUUCCCUGGACACUUUUGGCCAAUAACGUUGACCAGCUAGAAACUAAUAAUAAUAUACUGUUUAUGACGUCAAGUGAUGUCAGGUAUUGCUAAAAGUUCCCAAAGUAUUUUGUCAUUAAUUGACCAUUGUUGGAAGAAUACCACGAACAGGAAUGCUAAACUUUUUUUGAAAGCAGAUGAACCAACCAAAGCUAACCAAUACAACCACAGUAUCAUCAGGUUACAUUUGGUGUGAUUGGUUGGUUCGUGCUGUUUGAACAUUAGGCAACAUUGUAGUACUGUAGUUUAGUGGUCGUGAUCGUGGUAUUUUUUCUAACACAGCACAUCUUGCUAAUUUAUCUAUGGGUGAUAUUCGGUGAGUUUUAUUUUAUUAGUAGUUGAUUGUGAUAUUAUUUUGUUAUGUACAGAGUUAUGGUUUGGGUGAUCACUGGGAUUAUGGGUAAUAUAUUAAUAUAUAUAUACAAAUGUACUUCUAUGUCAAGCACAAAAUAUACCAUUAUGGAAAUUGGUCAAAUCAGCUUCAGAAUUAAAAGGGCCGUAGCGUAAUCUAAUCAGUUUUACAGAGAACUCAAAUGGUUGAGGUUUUUUAUAUUUUGUUUCAUUAGGAAUGAGGUUUAUUCAGACCACUUCACCAGCGGCCUCUCAUUACAGUCGUAGGCCAUGAAUGUUCACCGUACUUGCACAAUCCGUCGCAAGAUAUACUGUAUCAAGUCAUUUGUGAGUUCGUAAAAUAUGACAAUCAAUGUAAGAAUGUUGGCUUUCUUGAGGGGGGGAAUUUCUGCCCAACCCUUAGUCGCGGUUCUCAAGGUUCGUAAGUUAGUCUUUUUAGCUACUUCAAUUACAUAUAUCAACUUAUUUUCUGACUGACUGACUGAAUCCCACACCCACGACCCGUUCUCCCCAAAGGCUCCUCAGCGUACCUCCGGGUAGCUUGUGUCAGCCAAUCAAGAACACAGUUGACUACCACUAUUUUUGCGUGCGGAUAACAGAGAACACAUCUAGUUACGGUAGCGUCUCAGUGCAAUUUCGACGUCAAUUUUUUGGCUGCCAGCUUUGUGUCUUAGCUUAAGUGAGCCGACCCGUUUAGAUGCGUUCUCACAUCCCGACAUUUUAAGACGAAAAUCUGAUUUACGAAGCUUUGAGAAUCUUGUGUUCAUGGAGAGAGGACAAGCCUAGUAUGGCGGACUCUUACAUAAUCAAAGCUAAGUCCAGUAUCGUUCGAGUUGAAAUAUCACACGUGUAUAUUCAUAGAUGUUGUGUCAUAAUAAAUGGUUUAUUGUAUGAGGUGAGGCAAUAACUACGACGACACAGACAGUUACGUAUGUGGAGAAGUCGACACCAUUAGUUUAGUGAGUUUAAUGUUAUGCCUUGUUGUUGUAUUGAAUUAUAUUAUAUAAGGAAUAAUAUGAUAACUACGGGUGUUAAAAGUAGGGGAGCAUCAUAACAAAAAGUAAUUAUUAUACAAGUUUUAUUAUAUAAUGUAACAUGACAUCGUAAUAACGGGAAACGACAAAUAACAGCCUCCAAAGAACAGAAAAUUAUUUCUUAAGAUUUAGCAACAUUAAUUAAUAUGACAAGAGAAGCCGUGUGAACUGUGAUUAUGCCAUGUUAGGUCUUGCUAGUCAACAUAACAUCAGCUGCCCCGCACAACCUUAACGAAAUACCUGUAGGUGUCAAAUUCUCAACGUUUCCUGCGUUAUAUUUUCCCUUUACUGAUUAAGAAAUAUCUAGUCAAAGUUAGAAUUUCGGUGUAAUUUUGAUGCCAUUUAACAAGACUUUUCGAGUGAAUCAGAAACAUUUAAACAACCUUAGUUACGGGAAGGAAAAACAGCUUACGAGUGAGUGUUUGAGAGUGUGGACUAAUGAUGCAUAUUGUACGUAUAUUUAAGGACGAUGCUCACUUGUGUAUAAAACUUUGACCUUCCAAUGGCUGGUGUAUAUCUAGUGCACUUACUAGUUAAUCUUCACGGUCUCAUUCUCAAAUAUUCGUUCGUUAAACUUUUGCCCGUAAUUAAAGAGAUUGCUUCUAGGCUGCUGUUAAAAGUGUUCCAGUGUUCAAAAGCCUCCGCCGGGUCAAAAAUUAUCCUUAAUGUCUUGUUUAUUGAUGUAGUUUUCUCGCUGUGUAGAUUAUUUGAAUUAUGAUUAUGAUCGUCUGUGUGUACUAUCGACGCCCAUUCCGAUGACGUCACGAAUCUUAGUCUAAGAGAACCAGUGAGACGUUCUCUUUUAUUUAGGGGGAAAUUGAACCCACGAAUAUUUGAGUGUGGGAGCGUGUGCCAUGGUAGAGAGGUUGGUAGUUAUUAUGUUAUACGUGAAGAUAUAUACAACCGUGUUUAUAUUAAUUUAAAGAAGUUAGAAACAUUAUGUGGUUUGUCUUUCAAGUCGUGUACUGCAAGUGUCAGCCUCCCGUGUGUGGGGCUACACACUGUGAGGGCCUCUAAUACGGCCUACGUUACACCAAGAGGAAAAUGCCCAUAGUUAUACCUUUAGUUCACGUUAUUAAUGACACUGUCUAGUAAACAAUUUUCACCUUGAUUUACCUGUAUACAUGACAGGUUCUCAGUAUGUUGAAGGUGGGUGUCAUAAACCUGACGGCUGUUAGGGGUAGUGUGGAUGCAGUGCACUGAACAUAAGCCUUCGGUACACAAGGAGGUAGUGUAGCCGGCACUACAUUCAACCGCCUUCACUACUCCUACUGUCAAGUUAGGCGACCCCUUUCAACUGGGUCGACUGUUGUGUGCUAGACACGAACCAGCGACUCUUGGACAGUGGUGGUGUCCGCUUGACCGCCCACCCUGGCAGACAGUUAAGGGCACCGAAACAAAAAUCAGCAAUCCAUCGUUUUUUUUUUUUUUGGUUAUUAAAAGGAAAAAAAAAACCUUCCCGGUCAGUG
Homarus americanus (American lobster) is the source of this 6048-nucleotide messenger RNA. Its product is annotated as synaptotagmin-1-like. Gene Ontology annotation, molecular function: clathrin binding; calcium ion binding; SNARE binding. Lineage: Eukaryota; Metazoa; Arthropoda; Malacostraca; Decapoda; Nephropidae. The transcript has 10 exons. Gene Ontology annotation, biological process: calcium-ion regulated exocytosis; regulation of calcium ion-dependent exocytosis; cellular response to calcium ion. The record is from RefSeq and is a predicted model, not a curated record. Bases 459 to 1634 code for a protein of 391 amino acids.